CACACACACACACACACACACACACACACACACACACACGUUCACAGACGCGCAAAUUGGCUUUUGAGCAGCUUACGUUUUGUGCGCUGCGAGCUUUUCGUCGUACUACCUUUGCAAGGUGCUGUGGAUAUUAUGUCAUCCGACAAUGCUGUCGGCGGUGGCCAGUCAAACCCAGAGAUGGUCAGGGGACAAAUAUUUGACGUCGGUCCGAGGUACACAAAUCUGUCGUACAUCGGAGAGGGAGCUUACGGAAUGGUCGUGUCGGCUUUUGACAAUGAGACAAAUUGCAAAGUAGCCAUAAAAAAAAUUUCACCAUUUGAACAUCAGACAUAUUGUCAACGGACAUUGCGAGAAAUUAAAAUAUUAACUAGAUUUAAACACGAAAAUAUAAUUGAUAUAAGAAAUAUCUUAAGAGCGGAAACUAUUGAACAAAUGAAAGAUGUAUACAUUGUUCAAUGCUUGAUGGAGACUGAUUUGUAUAAGCUUUUAAAAACUCAGAGACUGAGCAAUGAUCACAUUUGUUAUUUCCUUUAUCAAAUUCUUCGAGGGCUUAAAUAUAUACAUUCAGCAAAUGUCCUUCACCGUGAUCUCAAACCUAGUAAUCUGCUUCUCAACACAACGUGUGAUCUCAAAAUAUGUGAUUUUGGCCUUGCAAGAGUUGCAGAUCCUGAUCAUGAUCACACUGGAUUUCUUACAGAGUAUGUAGCCACAAGGUGGUAUCGUGCUCCCGAAAUUAUGUUGAAUUCAAAAGGAUAUACAAAAUCAAUUGAUAUGUGGUCAGUUGGUUGUAUUUUAGCUGAAAUGCUUUCCAACAGACCAAUAUUUCCUGGUAAACAUUACUUAGACCAGUUAAAUCAUAUAUUGGGAAUACUUGGUUCACCAACUGCAGUCGAUUUGUUAUGUAUUAUUAAUGAUAAAGCUCGUAGUUACUUACAGUCGUUGCCCUUUAAACCAAAAAUAGCUUUUUCAAAACUUUAUCCAACAGCUGAUCCAAAAGCUUUGGACUUACUGGAUAAAAUGCUGACAUUCAACCCUCAUAAUAGAAUCACAGUUGAAGAGGCUCUGGCACAUCCGUAUCUUGAACAGUAUUAUGACCCUGCUGAUGAGCCUGUUGCAGAAGAACCAUUUAGAUUUGCUACAGAAUUAGAUGAUCUACCCAGAGAAACUUUAAAACAAAUGAUCUUUGCUGAAACUGUGAAUUUCAAACAAAAUGUGUAGGCAAAGUAUGGAUACUAUAUGUUUUUAAUUCCUUACAGUGCUUAAACUCUUAUUCUUCUAAAUUUUGAACUUAUAUUGCAUUUAAAUGUUUGAUACAUUUCUCGCUUCUUUAAAAUUCUUUACAAAUAAAAUAUAAUCCUAUCCUUAAGUCUAAAAUAUUCAUCUUAGUAUUAAGUAUGACUUAUUAUGUAGUUAAAUUGUAUGUAUUAUUAUUAUUAUAAAUUUAAUAUUUAAUUUAUAUUAUUUGAUUUUUAUCAAAUUUGUUGUUACAUAAUCAGAUAUUAGCCUUAUAAAGUAUUUGCCCCAAAGCAUAUUUUCCUUUUGAGUGUCAAAAAUAAAUAUUGUUAGUUUUGAAAUAUUUAAUAAUACUAAUGUGAUCGUCUAAAGGCAAUCACUGCAUUAUGAUAAAAAAAUAUUUAGCUAGAAUUUAAAUAGUGUACAUUUUUUUGUUCCCAUCCGGCCAUUUCCCCCAUUCCCUGUCAUUUGUGAUAAUAUUCAUGGUACUUACACAGUAUAUUUAUUAAUAUUUUAUUAGAUGUCGUUUAGAAAUUAAAUCAAUGUUAACAUCACAGGAUGUAAAAUUGUGUUGUUAGCCUAAUUAAGGAGUAAAUAAUUAAAACAUAUUGAUAUUACACACAUUUUAAAGUUUAAAAUUCAAUAUUUUCUUUAAUUGUUUCACAAAAAAAAAAAAAAUUAAAAAUUGUUGUGCUAUUAAUACCGUAAGUGACCUAUUUUUGAAAAUAAAGUCGAUUAAACAUUUAA
Molecule: messenger RNA, 1980 nt
Organism: Myzus persicae (green peach aphid)
Lineage: Eukaryota; Metazoa; Arthropoda; Insecta; Hemiptera; Aphididae
Gene: rl
Product: mitogen-activated protein kinase 1
Exons: 9
Coding region: 133-1218 (361 amino acids)
Biological process (GO): intracellular signal transduction; protein phosphorylation
Cellular component (GO): cytoplasm; nucleus
Molecular function (GO): ATP binding; MAP kinase activity
Source: RefSeq, a predicted model, not a curated record